AUUUGUGUCAAAUCUAAAUAAGAGAAAAAAAAAAAAAGAUAGAUAGAGAAGAUAUGAGAAGAGGGAGAAGUUCGUCUUCUUCUUCAAUAGAUAGUAGCAGCAAGAGCAACCCAUUCGGUGGCUCGUCAAGUACUCGAAACCUAAGCACGGACCUGAGGCUGGGACUCAGCUUCGGGACGUCCUUAAGCACGCAAUAUUUCAACGGUGGUUACGAGUAUUCCUUUAAUGCUGCUCCAGCGCCGGCAGAGGAAGCGGAGUAUGCGGUAGCAGUGGCGGACGAGGAGGAAGAAGUGAACGAGUGUAACAGCGUAGGGAGCUUCUACGUGAAGGUGAACAUGGAGGGAGUUCCUAUUGGAAGAAAGAUCGAUCUAAUGUCUCUUAGUGGCUACCAUGACUUGAUCAGAACCCUGGAUUUCAUGUUCGACGCAUCUAUUCUCUGGGCUGAAGAAGAAGAGAUGUGCAGCGAGAAGAGUCAUGUGCUAACGUACGCGGACAAGGAAGGUGACUGGAUGAUGGUUGGGGAUGUUCCUUGGGAGAUGUUUUUGUCUACUGUGACAAGACUGAAGAUUUCAAGAGCUUACCACUACUGAGGGAGUAACUAUUAGUCUGUCUACGUGUGUUUAGUUGAAAGUUAUGCCAAGAAAAAUAGUUUUUUGUAUUACGUAAAUCACCCGUCGUAUAUGUAUUAAAUUAUUUCGUUUCUCUUUCUUUUAUGAUCAUAGCACAUACAAAAUUCUGAACUAAAAGAACAAUUAUUGGAUUUGGAGAAACAAAUUAAAUCUUGGUUCGAGUUUGUUUCAGUGAAUCUAACCAAAUAUUGGAUGAAUCAGACCGUUGGUUACCUGAUCUCAAUUUGUUGGGAACUAAAUGGACUUUCUCAAUUUCUGAA
Messenger RNA from Thlaspi arvense, 889 nucleotides. The record is from the annotation of a GenBank genome assembly. Lineage: Eukaryota; Viridiplantae; Streptophyta; Magnoliopsida; Brassicales; Brassicaceae.